Messenger RNA from Cannabis sativa, 4038 nucleotides. RefSeq names its product putative disease resistance protein At3g14460. The record is from RefSeq and is a predicted model, not a curated record. The transcript has 2 exons. The coding region runs from base 146 to 3760 and encodes 1204 amino acids. Gene Ontology annotation, biological process: defense response to other organism. Gene Ontology annotation, molecular function: ADP binding. NCBI's taxonomy places the organism in Eukaryota, Viridiplantae, Streptophyta, Magnoliopsida, Rosales, Cannabaceae.
UUCAUUGUUGUACACCAUAGACCAUAUGUGAUAACAUUUUCUGGUACUUGCUUCUCUCAUAGUUCCUAUCAUUCCAUUCCCACUUUCUCUCUAACCUUUUUUUCUGAAACAAACUAGCUAGCUACGUACGGAAGUGAAGUGAAACAUGGCUGAACUUGUGAUCGGUGCUUUUCUCUCUGCUUCCUUUGAACUUUUGCUGCAAAAGAUUGCUUCUCCUUAUGUUGAGAAGCUCCUCUUAAAUGGAGAAAAUGAAAGUUCUGUUAAAGAGAGGCUUUUCAAGUUGCAGUCAACCUUCAACACUCUUGCUGCAGUUCGCUUUGAGGUGGAGAACAAGAGAAUCAAAAACCCUUCUGUGGAGAAGUGGCUGGACGAUCUUCUGGAUGCUGUUGAUGACGCUGAGGACUUCUUUGGCGAUAUUGAAUACGAUGCUAUGAAACCCAACAAAGCUGAUGAGUCAAAGAAAGAGAAAAGAAAGGCAAUUAGUAAGUUACUCUCUUGUUUCUCUAAACCUUCUACUUCAACUGAGCGUGUAAGGAAUGCAAAUAUGGAGGAGAUUCUCAAGAGGUUGGAGUACUUAGCCAAUCAGAUUGGAAUCUUGGAUCUUGAAAAGAAUGUUGUCGAGGUGCAACCAUCAGGAAGUUCACGUGUGAAGACUUCUCUACCAGAUGAACCUGAACUUUAUGGUAGAAAGACUGAUGAAGAUGCUUUAAUGAUGUUGUUGAUGUCGGAUGAAGAUGGUAGUGAGAAGAUAUGUGUCAUUCCCAGCAUGGGUGGGAUUGGGAAAACUACCCUUGCUCAAACACUUUUCAAUGAUGAACGAGUGAAGAAGAAGUUUGAAUCUAGAGCCUGGGUGUAUGUUUCAGAUAAAUUUGAUUCCACGGCUGUGACAAAAAAUCUCCUUCAAGAAUUAGCACCGAGUGAUGCUGGUAAUGACAUGACUUUAAAUUUACUUCAAGUUAACUUGUCAAAUAAGUUAAUGGGAAAGAAGUUUUUGAUUGUCUUAGACGAUGUUUGGGAAGAUGAUUAUGCUCAGUGGACAGAAGUGAUGAAGCCUUUCAAUGGUGGGGCAAAAGGCAGCAAAAUAAUAGUAACAACAAGAAAUGAAAAAGUUGCAGAUAUCAUUAGAACUCGAACUAUUCACACACACCAUCUUAGAGAAUUAUCAGAAGAUGAGUGUUGGAAACUAUUUUCAAAGCACGCAUCUUGUGGAAAUCCUGAAUUAGAAUGCAUCGGCAGAGAAAUCGCUAGAAAAUGUAAUGGUUUGCCUUUAGCUGCCAAAGUUCUUGGAGGCCUCUUGAGAUCAACUGAUAAUGCUGAGAAAUGGAAACAAAUAGCCAAUAGUAAUCUUUGGGAGCUCCAAGAUAAAAGGAGCAGGAGUCUUCCUGCUGCAUUAGAAGUAAGCUACUUUUAUCUUCCUCCACACUUGAAAGGGUGUUUUGCUUAUUGUUCAAUAUUCCCAAAAGGCUAUGAAUUUAAAAGAGAUGAGUUGGUGUUAAUGUGGAUGGCCGAAAGUCUUGUGCAAUAUUCCAAGAGGAAUAGGAGAAUCGAAGAAGUUUGUUGUGAGUAUUUUGAUGAUUUAGUAUCUUUUUCAUUUUUGCAACCGAGUAAAUGGGGGGUGUCUUGUUUUGUUAUGCAUGAUCUUAUAGUUGAUUUGGCUAGAACUAUUUCUGGAAAAUACAGUUGUUUGUUGGAGCAAACCGACAGCAUUGAUAGGCUUGAGGAGAAGACACGUCACCUUGGAUGUGUUAGGGAACUUUAUAAUGAUAAUAAGAUAGCUAGCUAUGAUUUUGGAGCUACACGUUUGCGAACCUUUGUAACAAUAUUAGGUUCAAGUUCAUCCAAAAUCGGUUUUUCCAAGGCAGCAAUGCAGAAUUUUCUAUCUAUGUUGAAAUGUUUGAGAGUUCUAUCUUUUCGUGGUCUUUAUAUGUUUGAGUUCCCUGAUUCAAUUGGUGAAUUAAAACAUCUUCGCUAUUUAGAUCUUUCUCAGACUGGAAUUGUGAUUUUACCCGAAUUUGUAACUAAAUUGUACAAUUUGCAAACAUUGAAAUUAGGAUAUUAUGAUUGUCUUCAAACUCUGCCUAAAGAUAUGCAUCACCUCAUUAAUUUGAGACAUCUUAUUAUUGGUGGAGAUAACGUAUUUGAGAUGCCAUGUCAAAUAAGUAAAUUGACGAAUCUCCAAUGGUUGACAACUUUUGUUGUGGGGAAGGAUAGUGGCGCUAAAAUAGAAGAAUUGGCAGAACUUCAAAGUCUACAUGGAGAGCUUUCCAUAAAGAAGUUAGAAAAUGUGGCAAACAUUACAAAAGCACUGGAUCAAGUUAUUGUACUAGAGAAGAAGCAACUUGAGAAAUUGCAGUUGGAAUGGAGUGAUAAUGUUGUUGUUGAUCCAAAACAUGGAGAAGGUGUUCUCGAAAUGCUUUCACCAAACACAAUGUUGAAGGAGCUCAAGAUUAAUUUCUAUCCAGGCACAAAAUUUCCAAAUUGGGUUGGUAAUGAUUCGUUUAGCAACAUUGUUGAAGUAACUCUUGAUAGGUGUAAGCGUUGCUCCUAUUUGCCACCCUUUGGCCAACUUCCUUUGCUAAAACAUCUUUCCAUCUCAGGAUGCAAUUCGGUAGUGACGGUGGGUGCUGAGUUUUACGGGAAUUGUUCUGUGAGAAAGCCAUUUUCAUCAUUGGAAACAUUAAGGUUCAGGGAGAUGUCAUCAUGGGAGCAAUGGAAUUCAAUGCAAACUGAAGAGGCAACAACAUAUGGGAAGCUCAAAACACUUGAGAUUAUUGGCUGUCCUAAGUUCGAGGGAGAUUUGCCUCGCUUCCUUCCUUCAUUGAUAAGGAUUGAUAUUAGAGAAGACAAGCAGUGUCCAUUAUUAAGUCUCCCGAGACUACCAUGUGUCACAGAAAUGUUUAUUUGGAAGUUGGAGAAUUCAGAGUCAUUGUACGAGGCAAUAAAGCCAACGAAUCCUUGUUCCACUCUCACUCCACUCUACCAUUACCCUCCUCUUCAACACCUGACUUUGUCCAAUUGUGGAUCAUCGUUUAGAUCCCUCCAUAUGGAUUUAUUUCCCAAUCUCAAAACUCUUGUUAUUGGUUCCAGCGACUACUUUGAAGCUAUGACAGUGUCAGAUGGGAAAUCUCUGGAGGAACUAACAUCUUUAUCUAUUGAUAGUUGUGAUAGUUUUGUAUCAUUCUCAAAUGGUGGACUUAUUGCUCCCAAGCUGAGUGAGUUGAAAAUUAGAAAAUGUCCUAAAUUGAAGUGGUUGCCAGAGAAGAUGACUUCCCUCUCUGCUUUGAAGGAGUUGACAAUCAGAUAUUGUCCGUUGAUAAAGAGUUUCCCUGAAGGUGAAGGUGGUCUGCCUGUUAGUUUGUGUGAGCUUAAUACAUCGUAUGAUGAACUUUUGAGGAUGAAAUGGAAUUGGCAAACAUUACCCCAUCUUACCACUCUAUUUAUUGAUGGAGAUGGAAUAGAAGAAGAUGUGGAAUCAUUCCCCAAGGAAGGGCUACUGCCUACCACUAUUACCGAUCUUGAAAUCUGGUCUUUUAGAAGACUUAGAGGGCUGGACAAAAAUGGGCUUACACAACUCACCUCUUUGCAAGUACUUCGCAUCUUCAACUGCCCUGAGUUGGAGACAUUGUCAGAAGAAGGGUUUCCAACCUCCCUCACCUCUUUGGAAAUCUACAGUUGUCCUCUGGUAAAGAAAAAGUACUCUCGUGGGAAUGAGGAGUACUGGAACAAGAUUAGUCACAUACCCAAUGUCAGAAUCGUAUGAUGAGGUUGCAUUUAGGACAUAUAAUCUCAGGAAGGAAGGAGGUAGCUUCCAUGGCAUGACACAAGCAGUGUUGUGUUGGUGUUAGUAUUCAUCUGGUUUUUCUGUUAUUAUUGUUUAUUAUAUAUGAUGUUUCACAUGUUUUCUUUCUUUAUAUUAUAUGGUUGUUGAGUUGUGUAAUUACACUUGUAUCUUGUAUUGUAUUGUAUUUAAUUAAGUGAGGGCUGUCACAUAAUAAACUUGGCAACACCUCACUCAUCAUGGACUCAUCUCUUCUCUUC